This is a messenger RNA of Xenopus laevis (African clawed frog), 2132 nucleotides long. RefSeq names its product N-acetyltransferase domain containing 1 L homeolog (gene natd1.L). The record is from RefSeq and is a predicted model, not a curated record. Bases 325 to 759 code for a protein of 144 amino acids. NCBI's taxonomy places the organism in Eukaryota, Metazoa, Chordata, Amphibia, Anura, Pipidae. The transcript is spliced from 5 exons. Gene Ontology annotation, molecular function: acetyltransferase activity; transferase activity.
UUAGGGGCGCCCUUAAUGUAUGGAGGCCGCGGCCUGGUUCUCACUGACGGGAGAGUUGCCUUGCAGUCAGACGCCCGGGCGGGGAUUAUGGGCGAUUUUACUGUCACUGAGUGGCCAAAGCGAACUUCAUAAACCCAUUGACUUCCACAGGAUCCAUACCCAACACCGUCUGCAAGCAAACCAACUAGGUGGGCACGAAAUGGGUCCUGCAUAAACCCAAAGAAAGAUGUAACAUUACAAUAACCACAGGGACGACAGCCCUCCUAAUCAGGAAUUGCAUUGCAGGGACGAGGAAACCUCUAGUCCUAAAAUUGGUCGCAGCACAUGUAUAGAAUCGGUAGUAGAAUAAACUCCGCUGCCAUAGGUUGGUUGCGGCACAUGACUUCACAGCUGACUCCCUGGCCAUAUUUGUGGAUACCGGAGUUGCACAUGGCGCACUCAGUACCGGAGAGCAUGGAUCCAAAUGGCCCUAUUCGAGUGGAGCACGACCGAAAAAGAAGGCAGUUUUCUGUGCGGCUAAACGGUUGCCAUGAUCGAGCUGUUCUUUUGUACGAGUAUGUGGGGAAGAAAACUGUGGAUCUGCAACACACUGAAGUUCCAGAUGCCUUCAGAGGGAGAGGGAUAGCCAAACAUCUUGCUAAGGCUGCCAUGGACUUUGUCGUUGAAGAAGAUCUGAAGGCUCAUUUAACCUGCUGGUAUAUUCAGAAAUUUGUUAAGGAAAAUCCACUUCCUCAGUACCUGGAACAUUUGCAGCCUUAAUCUGGACUUCUCUGAGACUUAUUUUAUACACCAGCAUACUGAGCCCAUUGAACAGGCACUUGGAUUAAGAAAGCUCAGGGAGGAGAGAUCGCAGAACCCACCAGCCUUAGCUAUGAGUGCAGCAAAGGGAACUUUUUAUACAUACUAAAUGCAAGUACAAAUGUUUUAACACCAUCUGACAUGUCUUCAAAUUAUUUUUAUUGUGUGGCCACAAAAGGGUGCAUCUCUGGUUUCUGAUAAUCGUUUUUGUUGUAUUGGCUCUGCUUCACGUGGGGAAUAAUGUCCUGGAUUUUUCUCUCUUCUGUUCUUGGUUAUGCCUUCAUGAAUUUCACAUGGCCUUCCCAUUGCAGACAAAUAUCUCCGAAGUCCUCUGAAAGCAGAAAUGUUAUGACGCAUAUUCUUAAUUAAUGCCACUAAACAGAAAAGUGAAAAUGCCUCAAAAGAAGAUUGUGGUUGGACCUGAACAUUCCAGAAAAUAGGAUACUGUAUUAAAAACUUUAUCUGUAUUUACUUUAAACCCUUUUAAAUUCUUGAUGUCCUGUUGGAUGAUUUUUUUUUGCUGAAACCCAGUGGAUUUCUUAUUAGAAAUUCAGAUGAACUGAAAUAACAUCCCUUUUGUUUCACUUUUCUUACCAUGAUGACAUACCUCACAUAUUUAUAGGUGUUGGCAAAUAUUACAUUGAAGACUGAAGGGUUUUGUGUGACAGAUAUCGACUAACAUUUUGCUUUUGUCUACCUUUCGACAACCUUCAUACAGUUUUCUGUUAAAAAUGUCCUUUUGAUUGCUAUUCCUUUUCCCCUCCCCCUAGUAAAGGAGUUUGCUUUUAAAUCAAUGCCAAGAAUAUAAUUUAUGCACAAAUCACCAUUGAUUAGUAUACAGAAUCACAAUUAAGUUUGCAAAGUAUCCAUUAUGCUCCCUGAGCUGAUAAAUAAUGGGCCUGCUAAGCAAAGUUUAGAGACUGCAGAGUAAGUCGCUUCUAAUCGGCACUGGCGUUUGGACUCUUACUGCUGUUCAGAGGUUGUACUUGUGCAGACUGCUGAAGAACAAUAUAUCCGCAGACCCCUGAAAUAAGCAUUCAUGUCUUAGAUAGGCUUAUAAUAAUCAUGAAAGCUGUAUGUUCUGUUUAAUGUAGUGGUUUCCUUUUAAGAAAGAAAAGUGUUUAUUUCACUUGUCUGCAUGUGAAUAGCUUUAGAGUUGUGAUUAUGGGAUGGAAAGAAUGAGAAAGGACAGAGAAUCUGGUCAGUCUCCAGGUUGCAGGCAUAAUACAGUACCAAUAACCCAUCAUUUAGGACUUCAGAUGGCUGUAAAAUGAAUGCUUUUGGUAAGAUAUGCUUGAUACUACUUCCUACCACAAUAAAAAUAAUUUUGUGAA